Molecule: messenger RNA, 4315 nt
Organism: Struthio camelus australis
Lineage: Eukaryota; Metazoa; Chordata; Aves; Struthioniformes; Struthionidae
Source: RefSeq, a predicted model, not a curated record
UAUCUUUCAGUUCCGGGGGACUUAGGUAAUCAAUUGGAAGCAAAAUUAGAUAAGCCAUCAGUAGUGCACUAUCUCUGCUCUAAGAAGACGGACAGUUAUUUUACGCUCUGGCUGAAUUUAGAAUUGCUUCUGCCUGUCAUUAUUGACUGCUGGAUUGAUAAUAUCAGGCUGGUAUAUAAUCGAACAAGUAAGAUUACAGAACCACCAGAUGGAGUGGACAUCAGAGUGCCAGGCUUUGGGCAGACGUUCUCCUUGGAAUUCCUUGACCCAAGCAAAAGGAGUGUUGGCAGUUACUUUUAUAUGCUGGUGCAGAGUUUAGUAGACUGGGGCUACAAACGGGACGAAGAUGUAAGAGGAGCACCUUAUGACUGGCGAAAGGCACCAAAUGAGAACGAACACUAUUUUGUGGCCCUUCGCAAGAUGAUAGAGUCAAUGUAUGAACAAUAUGGAAGUCCUGUUGUCUUAAUUGCCCACAGUAUGGGUAAUAUGUACACCCUCUACUUCCUCAACCAUCAGACUCAGGAUUGGAAAGACAAGUACAUAAAGGACUACGUGUCAUUAGGUGCUCCAUGGGGAGGAGUUGCUAAAACUCUCCGUGUGCUGGCUUCAGGUGACAACAACAGAAUACCUGUCAUCAGUUCACUCAAGAUUCGAGACCAGCAGAGAUCAGCAGUUUCCACAAACUGGAUGCUUCCCUAUAACUACACGUGGCCUCCAGAUAAGGUCUUUGUAAGCACACCUACAACCAACUACACCCUCCGGGAUUAUCAAAAAUUCUACAGGGACAUCAGCUUUGAAGAUGGCUGGCUCAUGAGACAGGACACUGAAUCCCUGGUGUACCAGAUGACACCACCUGGUGUGCGCAUCCACUGUCUUUAUGGUACUGGCGUAGAAACACCUGAUUCCUUCCAUUAUGAAAGCUUUCCUGAUAAAGAGCCCAAGAUCCUUUACAGUGAUGGGGAUGGUACAGUGAACUUACAGAGUGCCUUGCAAUGCCAGAAAUGGGUGGACAUGCAAAAACAGGAAGUGGUGAUAUUUGAGCUUUCAGGAAAUGAGCACAUUCAAAUGCUAUCCAAUGAUACUACUAUCUCCUAUGUGAAAAAGCUGCUUUUUGAUUUGUGACACCCUAUGUUGACAGUUAUUUUCCUCACCUAUGAUGCCUUUCCUUAAAUUAGGGGAAAUGCCUUUUGAUCCCUUGAUAUUUAGGUAGCUGAAUUAUUUAUUUUGGUUGUUUGUUUUUGUUUUUUCUGUGUUCAAGAAGUUGUUUGGUGUCCUAAAUGAUAAUUUGUCUUUGAUUUGUAUUCCUAAUGCGUUGUGGUAUUUUCACAUUCUGAAAAUUUGGUCCAAUAUGCAUUUUGGGACCUCUGGUAUUACAUCCACUAUUCAUACAGACUUUCAUUUGGAGACUGUGCAGCCCCUUGCACAUACUCUGUGAUUUUUGUGUGGGCUUUGAAGGGUUUGGAGGGGGAGGGCUGGGAAGGAUUGCAAUUUCAGUUGCCCAUGAAACAAGGGAAAGAUAUUAAGAAUUUGGAAAGCAGAGUAAACUUAGCUUAAUUUGUAAAACUGCGUAUCUACUAAGUAUUGCAGGCAAGAGAUUUGGUACUGCAUUACCUUUUGUCACAUCCAGCCUUCCUGUUGCUAAAGCUUUUGGGAAAGAGGAAAGCUGUGUGAAUUACUUGAAGCGUCUUAUUAGAUAACUUUUUCUGAUUUUAUUUUUUUUAAGAAAAAGUUGUUUGCUCUUCAACUUCUAGAGCUUGAUGACUUAAAAUUUAUAGUCUGAAGACCAUUCACCUUAGGCUUUACUUAUCAAUGGGGGAAAGAAGCUAAGCAGUGGACGAUGCUUGCAACAAUCAAAGCUGUGUGGAAUGGCACAUCAGACAAAACUGUAUAGAAUCAAAUACUGGCAAACAAUGCAUACAGUGCAGAAUUUUUGUACUUCUGGGUGAAAAAUGUCUCCUGUAGUGGAAGUGAUAAUGGGUAGUGGGCACUCAUUAAAAAUGGAAACUGAAUUUCCUGAAGUGGGAGGGGAGCCAAUGUAAUACAGUAUGAAGUAUAAACUUGUUCUUGGCCUAAUUCUCUGAUCCGUUUUCUGGCCAAGAAGUGGUUGGAUCAACAUUGCUGCAAAGAAACUUUUAAGACUAAGAUACACUUCUCACAGAUUACAAACUUUGUUAUUGCUGUCUCAAGAUAUACUGUUCCUUAACUGUUUAGAUAAUUGUGUAGCAUACAGCUCUGUUGAACUGCUAAAUAUUGUUUUACUCAAGUGCUUAAAAAGUAUUUCUGAUCUGAACUCCAAAGAAAUGGUAACUUAAAUGACCGUGGUAUUUGCAACCUUGAUUACAGAAAUCCUUUUGGAGAAAUAAUUUCACGGAGAGAUUCCCUCUUGCUUACUUUAAAAUCAGUCACCCAGUUACACUGCACUUAGUUUUCUGAAAAAGCUACUGCAGGUGCUUUCCAAAUGCUGGGUCCUCCAGGAAAAAAUUUAUUUAAAGAGUUUCAGAAACUCAUCAGAAAUAUUGUGGUUUCAUUACUUAGGAAGCUCAAGAGGUCUGAAGAAUACAUUUUAACUUUAAUUAUUUUUGUAGCACACACAAAAUGUUUGCUGCCAUUAAACGUAUAAAUGUUGAAAUGACAAUAGGCUUGAAUUCUUGUUAAUGCAGAAUGCAAACAUUUUGGCACAGGGUAGGUCUAAGGCUCGAAGUUUUAAUUCGGAAGUGAUUUGUAAAUUCAGAGCAACUGAAACUAGGGUAAUGGAUAAGCUAAGUGUACUCCAAGGUUUUAACUUUCUUUUUAUGUGGCUUCAUUAUCCCUGCAUAUUCUCUAUUCCUUUUGGUGAAGGAGAGGACCCAUUUUUCUGAUUUUUAAAAUGGAAUGUUUACCUUGUAAUAAGAUCGUCCAGGAACCUACAGUUCCACAGCUAUAUUGCCCAGACUUCUUCAGAGUUAGCACCGAGUUGUCCCAAGCUACUUGUAAAUAAAUGGUAACUACUGAAAUGAAAUAACACACACAGUAAGUUUUUAGCUGACUGUUCUAUUUGGUGCAGAGCUGUUGGUUGGAUAAGCUUCAGAUUUGUGUUCCAAGGCUGCUCAAGCGUAAAACUCUUCCAGUGGUCUGACUGUUUUUGAAUAAAUUGCUACUACAGCACUGGUUUACAACAGAAAGAAAUUACAGAAAAUACAGCUUUUCACAUUCUGUAUUUCUUUCUGAAGUAGAAUGCCUGUUAAUAAACACUUGGAUGAGUGGAGCUGGAGGCUGUAUUGCAGGUCACCAAUGUGGGCAUCGAGGGCUGAAAAAACAUAGGCUAACAGUUCUUAACCUGAGCUGGAGAAUGUUUCAAAGCUUCAUUUAGAUCCUUACCUGUUUAGUUAGGGCAUUCUUUCAGUCUCAUACCGAGUUCACUGUAAAGUGAAUGCAGCAAGUAAAUUAUAUCAUUCUAGUCACUGAAACAGAACCAUUUCACUCAGCCUUUGAGAAGGCCCUACUUGCUAAGGCUUGGUUCUCUACCUUUGAAAGCGUGAAUAUAUAGCAUUACUGUUAUAGGCCUGCUAGAGCCACCUGCACUUGAGCAUUCUAGGCUCCUGUGGGGGGAGAGAGAGGGAGAAGUCUGAAGAAAAGCAUCUUUAUGGAAAGAAGAGAAUGUGGCACUUCCUUAGGAGGAAUAACUCGGGUGCUUUGCCACACUUCACAGUUGAAAUGUUUAAAUUUACUGACAUGUCUUCCAUAUACCUGAAAUGCAUGGAGCAUGUCUUUUUCUUUCCUGAACAAAAGUUCAGUGUGUUUGUUUUUUUUCCCCAGGAUAUUUUCAGAAACCAAAAACAGUCUUGAGGACCAAAUGUGUUUAUUUUUGACAAAAUGUAGAGAGAAUGCUGAAGGGGCUUCAGCUGUCAUUGUAAUACUUCUGAAGAGGUUCAGAGUCACAAUGUGCUUCUCUUUUAAAAAAAAAAAAAAAAAAAAAAAAAAAAAAAAACCAGAAGGCUUCAAUAACUAGCAAUAACUGCAAAGGACUUGCAGACCAAAGGAAGGAAUGUUUAGUAUUAAGGUAGUUCUGGGAGCACAGUGUGUUUAAGGCCCUCUUAAAUUCAGGGAAUGUUUGGCUAUGACUUUGCUGCUCUACACUUUACAGUAUUUUGUACAGAACAUAAUCUGAGACCUAGCAUUUUAUAUGCCACUUUUGUGUAUGAAUGAGUUCAACAGAUUUUGCAUAUUUUAUUGGCUUUGAUAACAUAAUAAAGUUGAUCUAAUAGUGUCUCCUGUUGUAAAUAACCUGUGUUGUCUCACCUUUCAUACAGAUUAAAUGUCAACUUGUUGCUUGUGG